AUGAGCGCUGCUAAUACAGGCACUGCCCCGCCAGAUGGGUUACCGCCAGUGACCUUCGCUCUCGUUGACGACAAGAACAAUACGAAGCACUCCACGUCCAUCAGAAACGAGGAGCCGACUCCCGAGGUCAAUAUUAGACCCGAGCGAGAGCCCACUUUCAAAGACUACCUACGCGUCUUCUCAUAUGCCACAAAGUGGGACAUUUUUGCCUACUUCGCUGCCGGCCUUGCUUCGAUUGCUGCCGGCACUACCUUGCCAUUGAUGAACAUCGUCUUCGGUCAGCUCAUCAGCCAGUUCAAUGCAUUCGGUGCCACAACCACAGCAGACGACUUCAAGAGAGUCGCUGACAGACAGGCCCUCUACCUCUUCAUUUUGUUCCUGGCUCGAUGGAUUCUUAACUACAUCAACAAGUUUGGCUUCCGGAUGAUCGGGAUUCGGUUGUCCGCCGCCAUCCGCUUACACUACCUCCAACGUCUUUUUGGCCAGACUAUCCACGUACUCGAUUCGAUGCCGGCUGGGGCGGCGGCUGCCACCAUCACCUCCACCGCCAACACCCUUCAGAUUGGCAUAUCAGAAAAACUCGGGGUCUUCCUCGAGUUCAACGGCACUAUCUGGACAGCUAUCAUCGUGGCUUUCAUCUACAGCUGGUCCCUGACUCUUGUUACAGCAUCUGUUAUCCUGUUCAUUUUAUUUGUCCUGGCGGUCCUGCUGCCUUUCGUCAUCAAAGGCCACACCCAGAUGACAAAAGCGGAGGGUAAGGCUUCGGCUGUCGCCAGUGAGGCGUUUUCAAGCAUCCGAAUCAUCACCGCUUGUGGCGCGGAAAACCGCGUUGCUGCUCGCUAUGCGCACUGGGUUACUGUUGCGCGACAGAAGGGCCAAUCUACGGCUCCUUUGAUAGCACUUCAGUUUGGUCUUGUUUUCUUUGCUCUCUUCGGUGCAUUUGGUCUUGCCUUCUGGUAUGGUACACAUUCCUGGGUGGACGGACGAGUCGACAAUGUUGGCGAGGUUAUCAUCGUCCUGAUGUCGGUCAUGCUCGUCGUCAUGUCUCUCGAGCGUAUCAGUACACCUCUGCUUGCCAUCAGCAAGGCAAUGGUAGCAGCAUGCGAGUUCCUCACUGUCAUUGACGCUCCCCGUCCGAGAACCGGUGAGCUGAAGGACACCCAGGUUUCCGCCAACCAGAAUAUUGAAUUCAAGGGCGUCACCUUCGCUUAUCCAAGCCGACCGCAUGUUAAAGUCUUGGAUGGCUUGGACCUGACCAUCGAGGCUGGCAAAGUCACAGCCAUCGUUGGGCCCUCGGGCUCGGGCAAGAGUACCAUAGUGGGCCUGAUUGAGCGCUGGUACACCCUGCAAGACCAGCACGUUAUCGCCAAGACAAUCGAAAAGGACAAGACGAAAGGAGCCCAGAAGACGAAAGGAAAAAAGAAGGUCAGAGAUGAUUCGGACGAGGAGGAGACAUCCAAACCCGAGGAAGCUGGAGCUGCCGUUGAAUUGAAGGGUUCUAUCACCACCUCUGGCCAUGCUCUCGACGAUAUCGAGCUGAAAUGGUGGCGGUCUCAGAUCGGUCUGGUCCAGCAAGAGCCUUUCUUGUUCAACGACACCAUCUUUAAUAAUGUCGCCUACGGUCUCAUUGGCUCCCAAUGGGAAGACGAACCCGAAGAAAAGAAGAGGGAGCUUGUCAAGGAGGCUUGCCAGGAAUCGUUUGCAGAUGAGUUCAUCGACCGCCUGCCGGAUGCUAACCUGCAGCAACAGGGGUAUGACACUCAAGUUGGUGAUAGUGGAGCAAAGCUUUCUGGUGGCCAACGCCAGCGCAUCGCAAUUGCUCGAAGCAUCGUUCGGAAGCCGAAGAUUGUUAUACUUGACGAGGCUACCAGUGCCAUUGAUGUCCGGGGGGAGAGGAUUGUUCAAGCUGCCCUCGACAAGGUCUCUAAAAAUCGGACGACGAUUACCAUUGCUCAUCGUCUUUCGACCAUCAAACAAGCCGAUCGGAUCGUUGUCCUGAAGAAAGGCAAGGUGGUUGAACAAGGCACCCACGAGAGCCUUCUCGAGGACGAUGAGGGAGUGUACUAUGGGCUGGUUCACGCUCAACAGCUUUCACUCGGUGACCAAACGGAAGACAACAACAAUGACAAUAAGGAGGAAGAGCUGGACGCAGUUCUAGCCCGAGAGAAGAGCGCCACAAGAGUGGAGGUCGACAGCACACGCCAGAAGACCGAAGCAACGAACCGCAACAUAUUCCAGAGCUUCGGCUUGUUGCUCUACGAGCAGCGAGACCGCUGGCUGCUCUGUAUUUUGACUGUAGUCUUCGCGGCUUGCUGUGCGGCCGGAACUCCUCUGCAGGCCUGGCUGUUUGCAAAGGUCAUAGUGGUUUUCAACCCCGAAAACAGCCCGGACAAGAUCCGUAGCGACAGCAACUUUUGGUCGCUCAUGUGGGCUGUGCUGGCCAUCGGUGUCGGCUUGUCGUACUUCUUCAUGGGAUUCGUGUCGACUCACUUGUCACAUUUCAUCUGUGCAGCUUACAGGCAGCAAUACUUCGAGGCCAUCCUGUUCCAGAAGACCUCGUUUUACGACGAGGAGGAGAAUGCGCACGGCAGCCUGACCGCCAGGGUAGCCGGUGACCCCAAGCAGCUGGAAGAGCUGCUCGGCAUCAACAUGGCCAUGGUGUACACGGCAAUCUUCAACAUCAUUGGCACUCUAAUCAUCGCCUUUGCAUUCGGAUGGAAGAUUGCCUUGGUUGCCCUCUGCGUCACAAUGCCCAUCAGUAUACUAGCUGGCUAUCUUCGAUUCAAGUACGAGAUCGAAUUCGACAAGAUGAACGCGGCGGUGUUCGUCGAGAGCUCCAAGUUCGCCGCUGAAUCUAUCGGAGCUUUCCGAACCGUGUCGGCACUGACCUUGGAAGACACCACUUGCUCGCGAUACGAGGAUCUCCUUAAAAGCCACGUCAACCAUGCUUUCAAGAAAGCCAGAUGGAACAGCUUCGUUUUCGGAUUCUCAGACUCGGUUUCUUUGGCCUGUCAGGCUCUCAUAUUCUGGUAUGGCAGCCGGCUGCUGGCCUCUGGAGAAUACAGCCCUCAAACAUUUUUCAUUUCUUUUAUGGCAGUGUUUCAGGGCGCCGAGGCUGCAGGUCAAGGUCUCAGUUUCGGGCCCAACGCAGCUCAGGUUACAGGAGCUUCGAACCGGAUACUCAACAUGCGCAAGUCCAGAAACCAGGACCUCAUCCCGGCCACAGAGAAGAUCCCAGACGCCGAUGGAGGUGUCCAGAUCGAGUUGCGCGACAUCCAUUUCAAGUACCCGACUCGUGACGUCUCCGUUUUCAAGGGGCUAAGUCUGACCGUCGAGAAAGGUCAGUUCGCUGCUCUCGUUGGGGCAUCUGGCUGCGGCAAGACAAGCAUUGUCUCAUUGAUGGAGCGCUUCUAUGACGUCCAAAAAGGGGCUAUCCUUUGCAACGGUAAGAACAUCAACGACGUCAACGUUUACGAGUACCGGAAGCAGCUAUCGUUGGUGGCCCAGGAACCUACCUUGUUCCAGGGGACAAUCCGGGAGAACAUCCUUUUAGGAGUGGACGACAAAGCUGUGACCGACGAACAGUUGCAUCAGGUAUGUCGCGAUGCUUCCAUCCACGACUUCAUCAUCUCCCUUCCGGAGGGUUACAGCACAGACAUUGGCAGCAAGGGAGUCUCUCUGUCUGGUGGCCAGAAGCAGCGAGUGGCCAUUGCUCGUGCGCUCAUCAGAAACCCAAACAUUCUGCUCCUUGAUGAAGCGACGAGCUCUCUAGACUCCGAGUCAGAGAAGUUGGUCCAGGCUGCCUUUGAGAAAGCAGGAAAGGGCCGCACCAUGUUGGUCGUUGCUCAUCGUCUCGCGACGGUGCAGAACGCAGAUGUCAUCUUCGUCCUGGGAGAAGGCAAGCUGCUGGAGAAGGGCAGCCACUCGGAGCUGCUGAAGAAGAAGGGAGUGUAUUGGCACAUGUGUCACAGCCAGGCGCUCGACCGAUAG
Messenger RNA from Colletotrichum higginsianum IMI 349063, 3990 nucleotides. RefSeq names its product ABC transporter transmembrane region. The transcript is spliced from 6 exons. The record is from RefSeq and is a predicted model, not a curated record. Gene Ontology annotation, biological process: transmembrane transport. Gene Ontology annotation, molecular function: ATP hydrolysis activity; ATP binding; ABC-type oligopeptide transporter activity. Lineage: Eukaryota; Fungi; Ascomycota; Sordariomycetes; Glomerellales; Glomerellaceae. Bases 1 to 3990 code for a protein of 1329 amino acids. Gene Ontology annotation, cellular component: membrane.